Molecule: messenger RNA, 1641 nt
Organism: Drosophila novamexicana
Lineage: Eukaryota; Metazoa; Arthropoda; Insecta; Diptera; Drosophilidae
Exons: 1
Coding region: 43-984 (313 amino acids)
Source: RefSeq, a predicted model, not a curated record
CUGCUGCUGCUCAGGUGUUUUUGCUUUAUUUAUCUCUGAUCAAUGAGAAUGAACAUCGACCAGCUAAAUGACGACUGCCUGUGCAUUAUAUUGGAGUACUUGACAUUGCCAGACCAAAUCGCAAUGGCCCGGAGCUCGUUGCGGUAUGAGGAGCUUCUCACCGAAAUUGUGUGGCGCAAGCCGCGUUACCGUGAGGUAUCCAUAUCGGAUGAUAUGCUGGCGCCACUGAACAAGGAGGAUUAUAUGUACUUUUUCAAGCUGAUCAGCACAUACAUGGAGAAGCUGUACAUCUGGAAUGUGCAUGACAAGGCGUUCGAUUCGUAUCUGGGCCGGCAUUUGAUGCGUCCCGAACUGGUCUUCUAUCUGGACCUUAACCUGAACAAUCUGCGCGAGCUAUGCGUCACCGAUAAUUACAUAAACAACAGCAUGAUACAGAUCGUAACAAAAAGAUGUCCACACCUGCACAGCCUGAGCGUGUCCAGCGCCUAUAUAACGGGCAAGUUUAUGGUUGACCUGCCAAAUCUGCAGACGCUUGUGGCGCGGGAGUGCUCCAUCGAGGCUGAGCACCUGGCCGAGCUGCUGGCACAGCUGCAGCUGACCACACUUGACCUCACAUCCAAUCGAUACAAUUUGGAGCAAACCAUACUGGAAGCGCCCGCCGCUGGCCUCUUACGUUUGCAGCGUUUGGGCAUCUCCGAUGCACAGGACUGUGGCUUUCGCAUCGCUGAGCAGCUGCCACAGCUAAAGGAGCUGGUCGUCAGCUAUCAUGGCGUUAUGGCGCAGGACUUGCAUGAUAUGCUGGAGACAACGCGGCAAUUAGUUGAGUCCUCGGAUACGAAAUUCCCAAAGCGCCUGCAAUCGAUUAUGUGCAAUGUGGUCGAUGUGGAAGUGGCCCUCGAGCAGAUAACUGGCCUGGAGACGCGCUGUCCACGCGAAUCUCCCAAAUUCUGUAAGAUUUUAAAGAUAAUUUACAAAUGCAAAUAGGCCAUCAAAUGUUGCUACUCGUUAGCUAUUUUUAGAGCAAUGCAUUUGGCAUUCUAAUAUUGGCAUGAAGUGCAUAUACAUAUAUGUAUGUACAGUGAAAGCUCGCUUAGGCGAAUAUCUAAGGUUAAAGUUUUCUGCCCUCUGAUGUGAUUACAUAACGUAAAAAGUAAAAAGACAACAGAACAUACACUCAAAUUUUACCAAAUUUUUACCAAAGUUCUUUAUGACAAAUAAAAGACAACGUAUAAAACAAUUUCUUUGGUCAACAAAAACAGCGAAUCGCUUGAUUCAAGAUAUCUUGUUGCCAUCUCAUAUCCAGAUUUGUUUCAUGUCCGCUAAUUACAUGUCUUACCAAAGAAAUUAUAAACGCUAAAUUCAUCCUACAUUGAAAUGCGGUGCUGUGAGUGGCUUAUCGCUCUCCAAAAGCCACACGAACGCAUGCCGAAUGCAUCUUUUUGUUACUUACACGAGCAGCACAGGGCCAGUCGAGAGACUGCCUCUGGCAAAGCUGUUCGGUUCUCUGGAGCACUCGUUAUAUGUGUGCUUUAUAUGGUUAUGGUAUAUAUAUAUUGUCUUCGAUAAACAAUUGCUUAAUUGUAAAGGCACAUUUUAAAAUAAAACCAUUUUAUGCCGUAGGUUUCACUAUUCUUCUUGCAC